Molecule: messenger RNA, 4089 nt
Organism: Micropterus dolomieu (smallmouth bass)
Lineage: Eukaryota; Metazoa; Chordata; Actinopteri; Centrarchiformes; Centrarchidae
Gene: unc5b
Product: unc-5 netrin receptor B
Exons: 19
Coding region: 1-3081 (1026 amino acids)
Biological process (GO): netrin-activated signaling pathway; anterior/posterior axon guidance
Cellular component (GO): membrane
Molecular function (GO): netrin receptor activity; protein binding
Source: RefSeq, a predicted model, not a curated record
AUGGGCUUUGGAUACCAUGAAGAUGUCAAAGUUUACCCAGGUCAGAGCUCCAAGGUAGCAGAGAGCCAGAUCACUGAAAGUGUUCCCAGCAUGGGCACUGUUUAUCUCAAUGUGGCAGACCGAUGUCCAAGAUGGAGACAUUACCCUCGUGACAACGAGUGUCUGGCUGCCCCAUCCUCUGCCUCAGGACUCCCCGUCCCCCAUCAGUCCCACAUCCCAGGAGCCCUCACCACACCUGCAGCACCCCAGAGCUUUCGCAAAACACCUCAGGAGGGAGACGGCUUUCAAGCAGACACUUCAAUUCGAGUGAUCAAUUCUGUCUUUUCAGAGAGCAGCGACUACAGCGAGGCCGAGGUUCUCCCUGACUCCUUCCCAUCAGCACCGGCAGAACCUCUCCCAGACUUCCUGCUGGAACCGGAGGAUGCUUUCAUCGUAAAGAACAGGCCGGUCCAGCUACGGUGCCGGGCAUCACCGGCCACCCAGAUCUACUUUAAAUGUAACGGAGAAUGGGUCAAUCAAAACGAUCAUGUCACCAGAGAGAGCCUGGACCAGAUCACAGGGCUGGUGGUGCGGGAGGUGGACAUCUCGGUGUCAAGGACCCAGGUGGAGGAGCUGUUUGGGUUGGAGGACUACUGGUGCCAGUGUGUGGCCUGGAGCUCGGCGGGCACCACCAAGAGCAACCGUGCCUAUGUUCGCAUUGCAUACCUGAGGAAGAACUUUGAGCAGGAGCCACUGGGGCGGGAGGUGCGCCUUGAGCAGGAGGUGCUGCUGCAGUGUCGCCCCCCGGAGGGCAUGCCCGCUGCUGAGGUGGACUGGCUGAAGAAUGAGGAUGUCAUAGAUCCAUCGCAGGACUCGAACUUCCUGAUCACCAUUGAUCAUGAUCUGAUCAUCAAACAGGCCAGACUCUCAGACACCGCUAACUACACCUGUGUAGCUCGUAAUGUGGUGGCCAAAAGACGCAGCAGCACAGCUACUCUCAUUGUUUAUGUGAGCGGAGGUUGGUCUUCUUGGACCGAAUGGUCAGAGUGCAAUGCUCAGUGCGGACGGGGCUGGCAGCGCCGAACACGCAGCUGCACCAAUCCUGCCCCUCUGAAUGGAGGAGCCUUCUGUGAGGGCCCACCCUUCCAGAGAGUGACCUGCACCACACUGUGCCCAGUGGAUGGAGGCUGGACAGAGUGGGCAAAGUGGUCCGCGUGUGGGACAGAGUGCACACACUGGCGCAGUCGCGAGUGUCAAGCCCCCCCACCCAGGAACGGAGGAAAGCACUGCAGCGGCAGCAUGAUGGAGAGCAAAAACUGCACUGAGGGGCUGUGUGCGCGCAAUACAAAGAUUUCUAUUGAACAUGCAAGCCAUCCGUUGGCCCCAGGUAUGGGUGUAGCGGUCUACGCUGGUCUGGUUGGGGCCCUGCUGCUGUGUGUGAUACUGGUGCUGUGCGUGGGAGUGCUCGCAUAUCGCCGCAGAUGCCGCCAUCUCCACGGAGACAUCACGGAUUCAUCGUCUGCUCUCACAGCCGCCUUCCACCCUGGCAACUACAAGCCUCCCAGACAGGAUAACCCUCACCCUCUGCAUCCCUCAGCUCCUCCCGAUCUGACAGCAACAGCGGGGGCUUUCCGCGGGCCACUCUUCUCCCUGCAGCAGGGGGUCAACGACAGCCCCCACAAAAUCCCCAUGACCACCUCUCCCCUGCUGGACCCCUUGCCCGGUCUCAAAAUCAAGGUGUAUAACGCCUCCACUCUUUCCUCCCUGGAGCUCCCUGCAGACAUGUGCUCACAUGACGGGGAAAUACUCAGCCUGAAGUCGGUAGGUACUGUGGGCAGAGAGCGGGAGUACCACAGCCACACCCUGUCCAGAGAGCCUGGGCUGAGCACCAGCGCCACUCUGGGUAAUCUGGGAGGACGCCUUACCAUCCCCAAUACAGGAGUGAAUCUGCUGGUCCCCCCAGGCACAAUUCCCCAGGGGAAGUUCUAUGAGAUGUACCUCAUUAUCAACAAGUGGGACAAAACAACGCUACCCUCUGAGGGCAGUCAAACUGUACUAAGCCCUGUGGUGAGCUGUGGCCCAUCUGGUAUGCUGCUGAAUCGCCCUGUGGUUCUUACUUUGCCCCACUGUGCCCAGCUAGACACACCUACACCUGACUGGACCCUCACACUCAAGACACAGACUCACCAGGGGGCAUGGGAGGAGGUUCUGACAGUAGGAGAGGAGACUUUGUCGUCUCCGUGCUACCUUCAGCUGGAGGAGGAGUGUUGUCAUGUUCUCAUGGAGCAACUUGGAACGUACGGCCUCGUGGGCCAGUCCUGCCCUCCACAGCCUGCCUGCAAACGCCUGCAGCUGGCUCUAUUCGCCCCUCGAGCGCCCUGCCUCUCCCUGGACUACAGCCUUCGUAUCUACUGCAUCCACGACACCCCACAUGCACUCAAGGAGGUGCUGGAUUUGGAGAGGAGUCUAGGCGGAGUUUUGCUGGAGGAUCCCAAGCCGCUGCUUUUCAAAGACAGCUACCACAACCUGCGCCUGUCCAUCCACGACAUUCCCCAUUCUCACUGGAGAAGCAAACUACUGGCAAAAUAUCAGGAGAUCCCGUUCUAUCACAUUUGGAGCGGCAGUCAGAGACCGUUACACUGCACCUUCAGCCUGGAAAGAGGGAGUCUGGCUGUGUCACAGCUCACCUGUAAGAUCUGUGUCCGACAGGUGGAAGGGGAGGGGCAGAUAUUCCAGCUGCACACAGAUAUUCAGGAGACUCUACCACCACACUCGCCCCUCCCCUCAGGAGGCACAUGCCUGCCUUCCUCUCAAGUGGGACCCUAUGCCUUUCGCUUGCCUGACUCCAUCCGCCAGAAGAUCUGUGCCAGUUUAGAUGCUCCCAGUGCUCGAGGAUGUGACUGGAGACUACUGGCACGCAGUCUGGGCUUUGACAGGUAUUUGAACUACUUUGCAACAAAGCCCAGCCCCACAGGUGUUCUGCUGGACUUAUGGGAAGCUUGUCACCAAGCUGACGCAGACCUGGUCUCUCUGGCGACCGCGCUGGAAGAGAUGGGCAAGAGUGAGGUGCUAGUUGUCAUGACAACAGAUGGGGAUUGUUGAUUGGUCAAGGAACGAGAGAGCAAGCAAGACUUUUUUUUUUCACCACCGUGAUGAAAAGAAUACCUGCCUAUGAAUAUGCACACCCCAGCACAAAUCAUGACCCCCAGAGCUUUUUUGGUUCUUUCAUAUGUACUGCAUUACCUCUUCCUUUUCAUGCCCCCCUGAUCAGCUACUGUAGCUACAUAUGCACCAUAACCCAUUCUCAUACAGGCCAUUCUAUGACAAUUGCUAAUCUGAAUCAGUUUGAAUAUUCCAAAGCAAUGUUGCAUCUGCAAGAUAUGAAACCAAUUUGAGGGUACGAAGGCGUAAAAUGGGCAUAAAGUCAUCUGUCAAAUGUGGUGUUGACUGUCUUCUUCAAAGAUUGAAAAUGACACAAUUCUUGUAUAUAAAUAACAAAGCUUUGGAAUGAAUAAAUAAAUCCAUGUAUUCCAGACACUAAAGCACGAACAGUAACACAAACACACAAGUGCUAACACAGGAUUAUCCAUGUUUCAGUAGCAGCAUGAAAGUGCAUGAUUUAACACCAUUUCACCUCAUGUCAGGGGCUUUUGUUUUCUCCAUUCUCAUUCUGUGUGCAGUGAAAGACGCAUGGACAAACUGUUCAUUAACCGGCUCUGAAUCACAGAGGCUAGGAUUUCUUGUCCAACUGCUUUGACUGUCAACAAAUCAAAUGAGAACCGAACCCUCAAGGUUUGAGGGCUUGAGCAUAUCGCCUUGGCCUCAAAAUAAAAGCUGCCUCUUCUUUAUAGGAGGAGGGUGAAGUUUAUUUAAGAACUAGCGGAUGGCUAGACCAACUGACUCUUUAUAUUGUACCAACAAAUGCCUCAAAGCCUCGGCAUAUCAUUCCGACUCACAGGGGUGUUUCUCUUUCAUCUCUCCUCGCGUUCCUCCAUCGGUCUGCCACACUCCUCUACUCUCUUGAGAAUAAGCUGCAGGAGAGCUGUCUGGUCAUCCCUUAAAAGUUUCCUUUGGGGAACGCCUUUUAAGUUAUUAUCCAUAUUUGUGGAU